AUGGGACAAUUAGCAGCGAAUCAAAAUACUAGGCCUGCAGGUGCUCUUCCCAGUGAUAUAGAGAAGAACCCUCAAGUUAAUGCAAUUACACUCAAAAAUAGGAGGGAACUAGAGGAAGUGCCAAAGAAGAGAAAGGACAAACCUAUACCUGAGGGGGAGUUGAUCCCUAAAGCAACACAUGAGUCAAAGAAAGAUGAUGCAAGUUCAGAGCUAGUGGAGGCUACAAGGCCACCCCCCAAAGAUUGCAAAAGAAGAAUGAUGAUCGCAUGGAGAUUGACUGAAUUUGAGACAGUCGCACUUACUGAGGAGUGCACUUCAAGGGUCCAGAACAAGUUUCCUCAAAAGCUUAAGGAUCUUGGCAGCUUCCCCAUCCCAGUGCGAAUUGGUAAUAUCGAUGUUGGGCGUGCUCUUUGUGAUUUUGGGGCACACAUAAAUCUGAUGCCCUUAUCCUUGUUCAAACAAUUGGUUAUGGGAGCUCCAAGACCAACCACUGUGAUGUUACAACAAGCUGAUAGAUCCAUAGCUUACCCUGAAGGAGUGAUUGAAGAUGUGUUGCUGCAAAUUGGGAAAUUCAUCUUCUCAGCGGGCUUCAUCAUCCUAGAUUAUGAAGCUGAUAAACAGGUUCCAAUCAUAUUGGGACGACCUCUCUUGGCUACAGGUGAUACAAUUAUUAAAGUGAGAGAAGAAAAAAUGAUUAUGAGGGUGGACAAUGAAGAAGUAGUUUUUAAUAUCUACAAGGCGAUCCAACUUCCUCGCCAUUAUGACGAGCUUUUUAUGAUAUCUGUUGUAGAGAUAGAUGAGCAACUUUUUGACAUGAGUGUAUAUCUAGAUGAUUCUCUAGAGAAACCACUCAUGUUGUUCGAUAGCUUGGAGAUUGAUGAUAAGGUUUAG
Messenger RNA from Nicotiana tabacum (common tobacco), 891 nucleotides. The record is from RefSeq and is a predicted model, not a curated record. Lineage: Eukaryota; Viridiplantae; Streptophyta; Magnoliopsida; Solanales; Solanaceae.